This is a messenger RNA of Chara braunii, 3894 nucleotides long. The record is from the annotation of a GenBank genome assembly. NCBI's taxonomy places the organism in Eukaryota, Viridiplantae, Streptophyta, Charophyceae, Charales, Characeae.
UUGCAGCGGCCGACUGAUUGUUUAGCUAUCGGCAGCCUUCGUUAAUCCAGCAUCGAGCUGUCGAUAUCAAGGCAUCGAGUCUUCGAGAGUGCGAGAGAGAGAGAGAGAGAGAGAGAGAGAGAGAGAGAGAGUGUUUGUGGUGAAGGUGUGAGCUCCGAAGCUCCGAAGGGGUUUCAUCUGCAAGAUGACGGCGAUGGAGAAGGUGAAGGAGCUCGUUGAGAGUAAUGGUCUCGUCGUGUUUAGUAAGACAUGGUGCUCUUAUUGUAUUCGUGUGAGGGAUCUAUUUAAUGAGAUUGGGGCGAAAGGGAAAUUUGUGCAGCUGGAUGAAGAGGAGGAUGGGGAGGACAUGCAGUUUGCGCUGCUCGAAUGGACGGGGCAGAGAACUGUGCCCAAUGUGUUCAUUGGGGGUGAGCAUGUGGGCGGCUGUGACGACACCGUGCGGAAGCACAGGCGCGAGGAGUUGAUCCCUAUGCUUGAGAGUGCGGGCGUGCUGGAGCCGCGCAAGGAAUAGGCAUUUUGUCGUCUCCUCUUCCUUCAAUCGGCUGUGUGUCAGCUAUGGCAGCCGUUCUCUCUUCUUUCUUUUUCAAUCGCCGGUGGGAGCUAUGACGCGGCUGCUCUCUUCUUCUCUCUUUGUUCGAGUGUGGGAGAUAUGGGGGUUGCCGUCUAUGGGGGAGCUAUGGCAGCUGAUCUCUUUUCUUGCCUUCACGUGUGAGUGGGAACUAUGGCGGCGGGUCAUUCAGGGUUUUGUAUAUUUGAAAUGGCGACAUGACCACCAUUGAGGGCAGCAUGUGCAUGCACUUGGGAUUGUCAACGUGGCUGCAUGCAUUUUCGAUUGGCAACGUGGCUGCAUGCACUUUCGAUUGGCAACGUGGCUGCACGCACUUUCGAUUGGCAACGUGGCUGCAUGCACUUUCGAUUGGUUAGCUGUGUGACAUGUACACGGAGGAGGGAGCAGUAUUUCAAGGUUUUGUAUGUUUCGAAUGGUGAAAUGAUCAGCGGUAAGGACAGCAGCGGCAUGCGCUUGCAAACGGCUGGCUUGUGUGAGAUGUAUACGGAAGAGGAGGGGGUGGUUGCAUGCGGGAGCAGACGGGGUGAAGUUGUUGUGUUCCCUUGUUUGCGUGGGGGAGCUACGGGAGUUGACCUCUCUUGUCUGUAGUUGGGUAUGGGAGCUAUGGAAACCGCUCAUCUCCUAGGUUCUUUUUGUACUUGAAUGACGAAAUGACCAGCAGGAAGGAAGGAUGGCACAUGCAUGUGUGUUUGGGUUGGGCAGGCUGUGUGAGCUGAACCUGCGGCAACCGUGCUUGUCUCUUAUACACAUCUAGAUGUGUAUAAGAGACAGGAGAGAGAGAGAGAGAGAGUAUUGACCUUACUUCUCUUUGUCUUUACGAGUGUGUAAGCACUGCGCGCACACACACACACCACGCGCGCGCGCGCGCGAGAGAGAGGGAGAGAGAGAGCGAUGAGUUUGGAAGCUAGGGUUAUUCCGUAAUUUCGCUUGGAAGCUAGGGUUAUUCCGUAAUUUCGCCCGCCCAACUUCAGCGCUUUGUUUCGUCUCUUCUGCCCGCCCUGUUCCAUCUCGUUAAACUCUGCCUUGCUUUAUAUCCUCGUCUCUUUCUCUCUUUUCCUCUCUCUCUCUCUCUUUCUCUCUCAUGGUCUCUUGCUCUCUCACCCUCUUAGUGUGUGCUCUGCGCACGAGUCACGAGCCUUGUCAACGGCGUUCGCCAAACUCUACAGCUUGCUUUCUCUUCUUUCUCGGCUUAGUGCAUCGCCACACCACUCUCGAAAUGCGCAAAAUGAGAAUGAAUUUCCUUGCACAACAUAGCCAGAUGCACCCGCCACAUUUUUGUCUUUUCCACACUUCGAGAGUGGUGUGGCGAGGCCCUUAGUGCAUGCACGCGCGCUCGAAUGUGUCCCUCGUCACACGUGCGCUCGUGUACACUUGCUCGAGAGAGAAGAAAGUCCUUGAGAGAGAGAGAGAGAGAGAGAGAGAGAAAGAGAGAGAGAGAGAGAGAGAGAGAGAGAGAGAGAGAGAGAGCGAGUGGGUGUCUGAGGAAGAGAGUACCUCCGUGCACCUCGGACUUAUUACAGUAAUAUAGCCUGCUACCCCGACGUAUAAAUUUAGCAUUUAUGCGCACGCACUAUGUGCCAGAAAAAACUAGACUGGCAUUGCGAUGAACUAUAUGUCGGGCUUUACUUCCAUGUACGUGUAUAGGCUUCCUUCCAGUACUGGCCAAGUGUGCAAAAUGAGAAUGAAUCUUCCCGUAGAUCAUGGAAAGAUUCCCCGCCGUAUGUUUUGUCUUCUGUGCAUGUGGUCAGCAGUGGAGCGAGGCCUGCUGAUUGUUAUGAUCAAGCGAUGUUCUUUUCAUUUUCUUUCUUUCUUUUGGGGGAAACAACGCGGGAGUCACAAAAAUGAUUCACGCAAUGUAUACUACCCAGUUUUCUGUCCAGGUAGGGUGCCCGAAGUGCAAUCGCAAGACUGUAUCUUACCCCAUAGUAGUACAAUUAUAACUCCUUUUUUUUGUGACUCUACUGAAGUUUCCCCUCCUUUUUUUUUCUCUUCCUCAAUGGGUGGUAGUCUUCAGAUAUAUCCACAGGUGAGCGGCCCCCGGUCAUUCGAGAUUAUUAUGGAAGUUAAAUAGUUUUUUUUUUUUGUUUUUGUUUUGGGAGGAAGUUAAUAGUAUUACUGUAUUACAUUACAUAGGAUGAUUAUUUGUUAUUGAGCUUUCUGUUACGGCAGAGGGGUAGAUUGGUGUGAAAAUGAGAGAGAGAGAUUGGAGUAGGAGUGGAGUUGCUGGCCGUGUUUAAAAGCCGUUUAGUUCGUUCGAGCCGUCGAACCGAAGAGAGCGGACAAAGAGUGAGCGAGAUGCCACGAGAGCUCGGCGAAAACGAGAGAGAGAAGAAGGGGGAGGGUGGGCGGGGGGGGGCGGCGCGGGGAAGGGGGAGGGAAAACCACUGGAAAUACAGUAUGUCCCCCUGAAACGCAGUCAGAAUACGUCCCACUGUUUACCGCCCGGCGUCAAGAGAGUGGAGAGAAAAUGAGCGACGUUCGCCUACCUCUUGGCAAAAACGAGAGAGAGAAGAGAGGGUGGGGGGAAGGGGGGGAGGGAGGGGAAGGCACUCAGAAUACGCCCAACUGAAACCCAGUCAGAAUACGUCCAACUUUUUACCGCCCAAUGGAAGGGAGUGGAGUAAGCGGAAGGCAGAGAGAGGAGGGGGGGGGCGGGGGAGGGAAACCCGCUCAUGGGGGGGGCAGCUCAUGGGGGGGAGGAGGGAGACCCGCUCAGAAUACGUCCCUCCCACUGAAACCCAGUCAGGAUACGUUCCAUUAAUUACCGCGCCCAGGGCUGUGCUACGUGGAAGAAGAAAAGCAGCGUACCAUGGGGCAUGUUCACCGUCACAGGGGAUGGAGGAGGCAAUCACCAAGGGAGCGACCAGAUGGGAGGUUGUUAUGGCCGUUGGCAUGUUGAUUGUCUUUUUUAAUUUUAUUUAUGUUUGUUUUGGGGGGAAAUUUGUCUGGAGCCCCUGUAAUUUCCGUCCACAUGCACGUCGAGUGCUGUGUAGUGCAGCUAUGCCCUAUGUUUUAGGUAUUGUUGAUAUUCUGUGGUUGGCAGUUGUUCCCUCACUGCCUGAUCAGGCUGCCACGUACAUCCAAGGUACAGCUUUUUUUUUUUUUUUUUUUUUUUUUUUGGUAAGGUACAGCUAUUGUUGUUGUUGGUGUCGGAAGCUGUAUUGGAAGUAUCGUCGUCCUUCUUGUUGUUGCUGUUGUUGUUGUUGUUGUUGUUGUUGUUGUCGUCGUUGUUUUUAGGGCCUUCCCACACCAAUGUCGAAAACUGCAUUUUCGACAUUUUCUCCUCGCCACAUAGCAUGUCGAAAUCCGAGAUGCAAAAAGAAAUC